AUGCGAUGCAUUAUUUUCGUCAUUUUUUUCACUAAUGGUGCAGUAACUUCGGUGAGUAAUGAGGAUCAUCAGAUUGUCCUCACCGCUCACGGAAUGAGCAUAGAAGACGCCAACAAUCGGAUCGUAAUACCCAUACGAAAUGGCCACAUUCCACCUCUACCAUGUGUUAUGGCUAACGCUGGCACUCAUAAACACGGUGAGACCUUCACUCUCAAGAAUUUCCACUAUCAGUGCCAUAAUGGAACAGCUGAAGUUGUUGCUUGCAUUGCCGAUGACCAGUCAGUAAUUCAGCUUGGACGCACUUUCAUAAAAAAUGGGAUGAAGCAUAAAUGCUCGAUCAUUGGUGAUUCAGUCACCUAUGAGCAAGAAACAAACCUCAUACUUCCAGAAACUGUCAUUUUUUUCACAGAGGCGAUGUGCUUCGACAAUGGAAUUCAGUAUUCUAUCGGUGACAUAUUUCGCAACGGUUCGUUCCGACUCACCUGUGGACGAGAUGGAAUCGUCAUUGAAGGGUGUUAUUUACAAAAUUCUAUCGACUACUUGAUGACCGGUGAGUCGAGAAUUAUUGGACGAGAGCGUCAUGAAUGUGAGAUACUAGGCGAUGGGAAGGUACGGUACCAGGUUAAAGUAAUUGGUUGCGUUUGGGAAGGCGAACACUACAGCAUUGGUCAGGUGUUUACUGAUAAACAUGUACGAUAUCAGUGCAAUAACGACGGCUCGUUGGAUGUUCUGGGUUGCGUUGAUGAUGGAGUGUUUCUCGAUCUCGGUCGUGAUCUCUUGAUGAACGAUUCAAAUGUGAAUACGGUCGAUCCCUUUCCGAAUGCAUUACGAUGUCGAACAGUGCGCUUGCACGACGUCUUCGCCGAUGGUGAUUGA
Messenger RNA from Angiostrongylus costaricensis, 876 nucleotides. NCBI's taxonomy places the organism in Eukaryota, Metazoa, Nematoda, Chromadorea, Rhabditida, Metastrongylidae. The record is from the annotation of a GenBank genome assembly.